Molecule: messenger RNA, 1503 nt
Organism: Papaver somniferum (opium poppy)
Lineage: Eukaryota; Viridiplantae; Streptophyta; Magnoliopsida; Ranunculales; Papaveraceae
Product: dynein light chain 2, cytoplasmic-like
Exons: 3
Coding region: 142-492 (116 amino acids)
Biological process (GO): microtubule-based process
Cellular component (GO): dynein complex
Molecular function (GO): dynein intermediate chain binding; dynein light intermediate chain binding
Source: RefSeq, a predicted model, not a curated record
CAAUUCAACCUCAAUAUAAUCCUUACCAGCAGCCACCACUACAGACUCAUCUCAACCAGCAUCUGUUGGCUUCCUCUUUUCUUCACCACCACAACAACCAGUUAACUCAGCAGUCUAAAAGUCCAUCCUCAAGCUCUCACCAUGUUAGAAGGCAAGGCAGUCAUCGGUGAGACGGACAUGCUUCAAACCAUGCAGCAGAACGCACUUAGCCUUGCUGGUAAGGCACUUGAUACCUUUGAUGUCACCGACUCCACUGAAAUUGCUCGCUUUAUCAAAAAGGAAUUUGAUGAAUCGUAUGGACCAGGGUGGCAAUGCAUCGUGGGGAGGGAUUUUGGUUCCUUUGUAACCCAUUGUCAUGGUUGUUUCAUCCACUUCUGUAUAGGCAGCCUCGCUAUCUUACUCUUCAGGGGAACAGCAGAUCGUGAAAUGGAAGUUAACCAGUUUGUCCCAUUGGAGCCACUGUCUCAAGAUAUCAUUCAAUGGGGAAACUAGUGGUGGAAUUCAGCUUGUAUUAUGGUACAGCUGAACGAAUAGCAGUGGUGUUUUCAACAGUGGUGCAAAUCAUCCUCUUCUUGAUGAUGGUUCAUAUUAGCAGAUCAAUAAUUCUUCAAAAUAUCUCGAAUCACAGUAAACCAGAAACACAAAUAGAUACUCAUCUAUACCAGCAUUUCUGUCAAAUUCAAAAAUCCUUCAUUCUUGUUCAUGAUGAUCUUCAUACAAGAGAAAAUCAAUAUAAAAAGUUUCAAAAAAAUUUGGCUCCUAAACUCCAGUCAAUCAAUACCAGAAUUAAUUGCAUGAAUUUAGGUUGCAUGCAGUAUUCUGUUUUACUUCCUUUUUCAACAAGUUACCCCGGAUAUUCUCAAUUCGUUCGAAAAAUAAGCCUCAAAAAAGGAAAGAUGAAUAUUUUUGAACUAGAGCGGCAUUCCAAAAUUUAUUUUAUAUCUUCUCAAAGAAAUUUAAAAGAUAUUAUACUUGAUUCUAGGGAUCUCAGUACGAGUCUAAAGGAAAGUCCUUUAAGGAUAAAUACUACAUAUACCUAUUGUUAUAUUAUUCUAUUCUCAUCUUUGAAUACUAGAUUUAGAAUCUGCUGGUCCCGAAAUCAAAAGAAUCAUAUGAUGUCUUCUUCACGAAGCAAUAGCAUCAAUCUUCUUUCAGGGCAACUGAGAAGAGCCAACAUUGAGAUUCCAGGCAACCGACGAACAGUGGGUUCUACCCAAGCAAUCACUUCAGCUGCAGGAGAAUGGAGUUUUGGUAUCCUAGGAAAACUUGUGGAAAAUAAAAAGAUGCAGAUGAAAAUUAUAAGAGAAGAAAUCAACUCAUUAUGGAGGAAAUAUCGCAACAAAGAUAUUAGAAUUAUGAGUCAUAAUCUUAUGCUGGUCAAGCUAAAUAAUGAAGAAGAAAGAGACGAGGUCAUUUCAGUUAUCCAUGGCCGAUAGAUGUUGUUUUAUAUGUGCUACAGAAAUAUUAUUCUAAUAUCCCAUUGAAAGAUUAUAUUUUUACUCA